CUGCGACCUGUGGGCCCCUGUGCUAGCUCGUGCUCCCAAUUGACGGUACAAGACCGCCGAUAACGGUGGUAUCCGCAUGUUUGGAUGGAAUUCCAGCUUUCGUGAAAUGGCGUCUCCUGCGCCGACGCGUCCCCAGAAAACGCACGCGACGCCAAGCUUUUCGGGGCCAGGAUUAACACCGAAUCCAAGCUCCAAUUUUCCAAUGACGUCCCGCCGUCCGUAAGCUACCGUCCGAGGUUCCCUUCCGCAAUUACCUCCCCCACGCGCAAUUUGGACCCUUUUGGCAGUGUGCAUAGUGAAUUGCAGGUCACAUGCAGCUUCUGUGCAGAGCGAAAAGGGCAAGGGAAUCAUGCCGGCUCUCGAGAAGCAGGUGAGCGCGGCGGAAUUGCGCAAGAGUCAGGAUGUGAAGAAGAAGCCGAUUCACUAUCCGUUCUGGUUUGGAGGGAGCGCGAGCUGUUUCGCGGCAUGUUUUACACAUCCGCUGGAUCUGGGCGCUCACGGAUUCCAGGUUAGACUACAGAUGCAAAGCGCCCAAGGCCCGCGGUUGAACAUGAUACAAAUGUUCGGCCAUGUCGCAAAGACAGACGGCAUCAUGGGCCUGUAUCGAGGGCUAUCGGCCUCGCAACUCCGCCAGCUGACCUACAGCAUGACGCGCUUCGGCGUCUACGAAGCCCUCAAAGACCGCGUCACGACCGCCGACACUAAGCCCUCCUUCCUCACCCUCGUCGCCAUGGCCUCCGUCUCCGGCUUCCUUGGCGGUGUCGCCGGCAACCCAGGCGACAUCCUCAACGUGCGCAUGCAGCACGACGCCGCGCUGCCACCAGAGCAGCGCCGCAAAUACAAGCACGUGUUCGAUGGGCUGAUCCGCACCGCGCGGGAGGAAGGCGUGGGUAGGCUCUGGCGCGGCGUGUGGCCCAACUCGUCGCGCGCGGUGCUGAUGACGGUUGGGCAGCUGGCGUCAUACGACGGGUUCAAGCGCGUGCUGCUGGAGAAGACGCCGCUGCAGGAUAACCUCACGACACACUUCACCGCGAGCUUCCUCGCUGGGUUCGUCGCAACGACCAUCUGCUCACCCGUCGAUGUUAUCAAGACGAAGGUCAUGGGAUCGACCGAGAGCAAGAGCAUCAUGAAGAUCGUUACGGAGACAACGCGGGCCGAGGGCCUGCGCUGGAUGUUCAAGGGCUGGGUGCCGAGUUUCAUACGCAUGGGCCCGCAUACCAUCCUUACGUUUGUGUUCUUGGAGCAACACAAGAAGAUGUAUCGGAAGCUGAAGGACUUGGAUUAAGGCUUUGGGACGGGAAGGAAAAAGCGUACAUAUGAACGGGUGCACAGAGGCUUCAUCGGGGCCGUUGGCUCUACCAUUUUGAUACCUGCAACAUUGCAUGUUGUUUUGUACACUGUUGUAUAGACGAUAAUUAGACAUAUCGACGAGCACGGCAGCUCGUAUGUAGAUAGAUAACACUAUGUCAAUAUUUCUGCA
Paraphaeosphaeria sporulosa is the source of this 1480-nucleotide messenger RNA. Its product is annotated as mitochondrial carrier. Gene Ontology annotation, molecular function: antiporter activity; sulfate transmembrane transporter activity; thiosulfate transmembrane transporter activity. The transcript has 3 exons. Gene Ontology annotation, cellular component: mitochondrial membrane. The record is from RefSeq and is a predicted model, not a curated record. The coding region runs from base 350 to 1285 and encodes 311 amino acids. NCBI's taxonomy places the organism in Eukaryota, Fungi, Ascomycota, Dothideomycetes, Pleosporales, Didymosphaeriaceae. Gene Ontology annotation, biological process: malate transmembrane transport; phosphate ion transmembrane transport; mitochondrial transport.